Messenger RNA from Talpa occidentalis (Iberian mole), 1717 nucleotides. It is a transcript of the gene NIPSNAP3A, whose product is annotated as nipsnap homolog 3A. The coding region runs from base 194 to 937 and encodes 247 amino acids. The record is from RefSeq and is a predicted model, not a curated record. Gene Ontology annotation, cellular component: mitochondrion. The transcript has 6 exons. Lineage: Eukaryota; Metazoa; Chordata; Mammalia; Eulipotyphla; Talpidae.
CUAGGAGCCUGGGCAGGGCGUCGUCCAGACGACUGGGUCGCACCCCUCGGGCAUCGGGGGCGGAGCUGACCGCGCCCCGAGCCCGCCUCCGCCAGUUACUCAAGAGGGGUGCUCUUCUAGUCGCGAAGCUGGAAGAGUAGGAAUCUCAGCGAGAAUACCCACUGGCUGCCUUUCUCAGCGUCCAAGCCGCGCCAUGCUCGUCCUCCGAAGCGGCCUGACAAGGGCUCUGGCCGCGCGAAAGCUCGCGCCCCAGGUAUGCUCAUCUUUUGCUACAGGCCCCAGGCAGUAUGAUGGAACAUUCUAUGAAUUUCGUACCUAUUAUCUUAAACCCUCAAAGAUGAAUGAAUUCCUGGAAAAUUUUACAAAAAAUGUUCAUCUUCGGACAGCUCACUCUGAAUUGAUUGGAUACUGGAGUGUAGAAUUUGGAGGCAGAAUGAACAAAGUGUUCCAGAUUUGGAAGUAUGAUAAUUUUGCACAUCGAACUGAGGUUCGCAAAACCUUGGCCAAGGAUAAGAAAUGGCAGGAACAAUUUCUCAUUCCAAAUUUGCCUCUGAUGGAUAAACAAGAGAGUGAGAUUACUUAUCUGGUACCAUGGUGCAAAUUGCAAAAACCUCCAAAAGAGGGAGUCUAUGAGCUUGCUACUUUUCAAAUGAAACCAGGUGGACCAGCUCUGUGGGGUGAUGCAUUUCAAAGGGCAGUUCAUGCUCAUGUCAUUCAAGGCUACUCAAAAUUAGUUGGAGUAUUUCAUGGAGAAUAUGGACUACUCAACAGAGUUCAUGUUCUUUGGUGGAACGAGACUGCAGAUAGUCGCGCAGCUGGCCGACACCAGGCACAUGAGGAUCCCAGAGUGGUGGCUGCCGUUCGGGAAAGUGUCAAUUAUCUAGUGUCUCAGCAGAAUAUGCUUCUGAUCCCUACAUCAUUUUCACCAUUGAAAUAACUUUCCAUUGAAAUCCAAAGCAUUUCAUUAACUAUGAAAUUAAUUGCCAUAAGAUAUGUCUGCUAAUGGUGCUUAAAUUCUCCCAAGAGACUCUCCCUUUUACUUGAAGGAGGUGGUAAGUUAAUUUGCUAUGUCUCGGAAUUUUUAAAGUCACUUUUGUCCAUUUUCACUAUCACCUCAGGAAAUUGUUCUGUUCAUUUUCCUCAGGGCAUUCAUUAGCUAUUAUACAUUAAAAAAAUAGUAUCAUUAUGACAAGAUCUUGAUUUUUCAAUUCUUUCAGAAUAUCUUACUCUCUAAUUCGGUAACCCUCUCCUUUUAUAGCAUUUUUGUUCAAAUAAUGAUGUUACAUUUCCAAAUGAUAAUAUUUUGAAAAUUUUUAUAUACAUUUUGCAUUGUCUUUUUUUCUAAGAUUUUAAAAGUUUUUGUCCAGUAAAGUUUAUUUUGUAAUAACAAUGGGGUUCAUUAAGUAUUAAACUUUUUUUAUUUUUUCUAUGGAAAAGUUCGGUAUCAUUUGGAUUAUCUGUAUUAAGAUUUCCGCAUUAUUAAUCACUUUCAAAAUGAUGUUAUUAGGUUCUGGUAUUAAAACUCAGUUGGUUUAUAGGAUGAAAUGUCUUCACAUACAGUUAUUUUUACUAAUUUUCUUACAAUUAAUUUUACUAAUUUUAAUUUUAUGUUGGAUCACUAACAAAGAUACUUGAAACAUUUGUUUUAAAAAGAUAUUGUGGUCAUGGAAAUGUUUGCCCUAAUAAAAGCCUAUAUACACAUUCUGAUUUUUUUUAA